This is a messenger RNA of Cuscuta campestris, 905 nucleotides long. The record is from the annotation of a GenBank genome assembly. Lineage: Eukaryota; Viridiplantae; Streptophyta; Magnoliopsida; Solanales; Convolvulaceae.
GGCGAGUGGUAAUUUUAUUUUAAACAUUUGAAAAUGAGUUCAAUAUUUUCUUUUUGAUUGUUUUGUGUAAAAAAGAUUUUCUUGAUGUUUUAUCCGGGCCGAGCGGCCCGGUGGGCAGUUCGGCCCGCUAAAAUGGGCGGGUAUGGGUAAAGAGUUUAGCCCAUCAAAUCCGGGCCAGGCCAAGCCCGCCCAUGCAAAUGGGCUAAUAAUUUGUAUCAAGCCCGGCCCAGAUCCGGCCCGGAUCCUUAUUCGCACAGGUCUACUGGAGGCACAGUUUGACAAACUCCGGGAGCAAAUCUCCUGUCUUGAGUCGAAAGUCUCUGCUCUGGAAGGCAAAGAGGGGAGCCUAAAAGCCGAACUGGUUGAAAGGGAAUCCCAGAUCUUCGAGUUGGAGAAUUCACUUCAUGGGGCCAAGCAAGAGGGAGCCCACUUUAGUGAGCUCAUGUUGAAACACAUGGGGUUGAAACGGGAUGCCCUCCAGAAGCUGGAGAAUGAGAGAAAGAUUGUCAAAGAGCUCCGGUUGAAGGUGGGAGAACUGGAGAAGACUGGUGCUUCCCAUCAAGAAGAGGUGGCUGCCCUGACCGCCCGUGCCGAGGCCCUCUACGAAGAGGGGAAAUUUGACAUGCAGCUCUGCAUUUACGAGGCGAUCCGGAGUGGUCUCCCGGCUCACCGGUCCUUAGAUGAUUUCAUCACAUACUACGGCUUGCCUCUUCCCCUUCCUCCCCCAGACUCUCGUGCCAAUCUGGGGUCUUGAUUUUCUUCCUCCCCAACAGUCAUUGUAUUUUUACUUUGUAACAAUUCAAUUGCAUCAACUUGGUAAUGCUUGUAGCAUUUUGUCCUUUGUCAAUAUCCCGCUUGUACUUACAUCCCAGUAGACUCCGUUCUUUGGGCUAACUGUUCUCCUU